AUGCUGACGACAAGAAAAUCGCCAAAAUAUUUAACUACCUUCCCUUAUCCUUAUAUGAAUGGGCGCCUCCAUCUUGGCCACACCUUUACUGUCUCCAAAUGUGAGUUUGCUGUGGGUUAUCAAAGACUCGUUGGAAAACGAUGCUUGUUUCCGUUUGGGUUCCAUUGUACGGGAAUGCCUAUAAAAGCUUGUGCUGAUAAGCUAAAGCGUGAAAUGGAAGACUUCGGAUGCCCGCCACGAUUUCCACUCGAACAAGAAGAAACAGUUGACGAAGAAGUUUCCUCAUUCGAUGAAAUCACCAAGGAUAAGAGCAAAGGAAAGAAGAGUAAACUCGUUAGCAAAACCGGCUCGUUCAAGUAUCAAUGGCAGAUAAUGCAGUCUCUGGGUCUCACAGAUGAAGAAAUCGAAAAAUUUGCAAAUACUGAUUAUUGGCUAGAUUACUUUCCUCCGUACUGCAUUUCUGAUCUGAAGAAAAUGGGCCUCAAGGUCGACUGGCGCCGCUCCUUUAUUACAACUGAUGUGAAUCCAUACUAUGAUUCCUUCGUUCAAUGGCAGUUUCGUAAACUACAUCUCGCUAAUAAGAUCGAUUUUGGCAAAAGGUAUACCAUAUAUUCUCCAAAGGAUGGGCAACCUUGUAUGGAUCACGAUCGCUCCAGUGGUGAAGGUGUUGGUCCUCAAGAAUACACUUUAGUACAGCUCAAGGUACUGGAACCCAAGCCGGCUGCAAUUGCUCACAUAACUCUGCCAGUGUAUUUAGUUGCAGCCACGUUAAGACCUGAAACUAUGUAUGGUCAGACUAAUUGCUAUCUUCAUCCGAAUAUUCAGUACUCUGUGUUUUAUGCUGGUGAAAAGGAAGACAUGGUAUUCGUAGCCACUGCUAGAGCAGCAAGAAAUAUGUCCUAUCAAGGCCUUACCGCUUCGAAUGGCGUGGUGCGGUAUGUUGAUGGACUUGAGAAGAUUCUGGGAAGUGAGCUUCUUGGUGCUGCUUUGUCAGCUCCUCUUGCAUCCUAUACGAAAAUCUACGCGCUUCCUAUGCUUACAAUUAAGGAUGACAAAGGAACUGGAGUGGUAACAUCUGUGCCGUCAGAUUCUCCGGAUGAUUUCGCAGCGUUAUCAGAUCUGAAAAAGAAGAAACCGCUCCGUGAGAAGUACGGAAUAACGGACGAAAUGGUUCUUCCUUUCGAGCCUGUGCCAAUCAUUGAAAUUGAAGGACUGGGUAACCUCGCAGCUGUUGAAAUGUGCCAUCGUUUGAAGAUUGAGUCUCAAAAUGAUAAGGAUAAAUUGGAAGAAGCGAAAAAGGAAGUCUACCUCAAGGGAUUUUACGAUGGUGUAAUGAUAGUCGGCAAGUAUGCGUCUCAGAAGACGGCUGAUGUGAAGAAAUUAAUUCAGGCAGAUUUGAUUGGAGAGGGACUCGCUAAAAAAUAUGUGGAGCCUGAGAAGAAGGUGAUUAGUCGAAGUGGAGAUGAAUGCGUCGUGGCUCUCUGCGAUCAGUGGUAUCUCAAUUACGGAGACCCGGAUUGGAAGAACGAAACGAGAAAAGCACUUGCGCAGUUGAAUACAUACAGUGAUGAGGUACGACGCAAUUUUGAAGCGACUAUAGAUUGGUUGCACGAGCAUGCCUGCUCCAGAAGCUACGGACUCGGAACAAAACUCCCUUGGGACCCGCAAUAUCUUAUAGAGUCUUUGUCCGAUUCCACUAUCUAUAAUGCCUACUAUACGGUGGCUCACAUGUUACAACAAGGCUCCCUCGAUGGUAGCGUUGUAGGACCAGCAGGAAUAAGCAAUACUGAUGCGUAUGGGACUACAAUUCUCUUAGGAAAUGUGUAUGAUUCAGCUACAAUGCCUGUCCCCGAAGAGAAACUUAUUGCUCUUCGAAAGGAGUUUUUGUAUUGGUAUCCUAUAGAUAUGCGUGUUUCUGGAAAAGAUCUUGUGCAAAAUCACCUCACCUAUCUGCUCUACAACCAUGUUGCGAUAUGGCCUGAUCAGCCGGAACUGUGGCCAAAAAGUAUUCGUGCCAAUGGACAUCUUUUGCUCAACAAUGAGAAAAUGUCAAAGAACACCGGUAACUUCAUGACGCUCAUCGAUGGUAUAGAAACAUUUUCUGCAGAUGGAAUGCGUCUUUCUCUCGCGGAUGCUGGAGAUGCAGUUGAGGACGCAAAUUUCGUAUUCAGCAUGGCUGACGCCGCCAUUCUCCGACUUUAUAAUUUAAUUGAUUGGGUGAAAGAUAUGGUUGCUUUACGUGAUCAAAAUGGUCUACGAAGAGACGACUGUAGCAGUUUUGCUGAUAGAGUCUUCGCCAACGAAAUGAACAAGAACAUACGAAUAUGUGCCCAGCAUUAUGAAGCGACUUUAUUCAAAGAAGCUUUGAAAGUUGGAUUCUUCGAGUAUCAGGCUCUACGUGACAUGUAUCGUGAGAUAUGUGGAGGUCAAGACGGGGCGAUGAAUGAAGAGUUAGUAUUCCGCUUCAUUGAGACACAAGCACUGAUCCUUUCGCCAAUAUGUCCGCAUAUCGGAGAGCACAUAUGGCAGAUUCUGAAGAAGAAUGAACUGAUUGUGAAUGCGAAGUGGCCAGAAACUGCUGAAGUAGAUGAAACUUUGUGCAAGGCGGCUGUGUUCAUGCGAGAGGUCAUGGCCGAUUUCCGAGCACGUGUAAAGAACUCAAUGAGUUCAAAAAGGAAGAAUGCCUUCACGUCUCCUCCACUGGAAGCCAUUAUUUAUGUAGCAAAGGAGUUUCCCACGUGGCAGAAAACUGUGUUACAGUACCUCGAAAAACAAGCUCAGGAAAACAAUGGAGUUCUGCCGGACAAUAAGACCAUCUCUCAAGCCUUGGGUAAAGAGGAGUCGUUGAAAAAAUUCUCGAAGAAGAUCAUGCCAUUCGUGCAAAUGGUAAAGGAACAGUACGAGCAAAAAGGAAUGAUAGCUUUGGCAUCAGCAUGCGCAUUUGACCAAGCUGCAAUAUUACUCGAAAAUAGGGAUUACAUUGAGAAUUCGUUGGAGCUCGAUAGAUUCUUCAUUAAAUAUACUGAUGAACCCGAUGUGGAACCGGUGAUUGCCGAGACCGUUGUACCAGGAGCGCCGCUUAUGCACUUUCUACCACUCAAGGAGAGUGUUAUGUUGACUGCUCGUAAUGUGCAUGUUGCAAACGCACUGUUCGACAUUGAUGUUCCAAUUGUCGAUGGUGAUUCCGUUUACGUUGUAGCUCGAAAACUACGUCGACUUAACAAGUCCAUUAAACCUCGGUUCACAAUCACAUUGUGGCGUUACCAAGAUGCAGUUGGAGGUGAUCGGAAAUUGAUUAGUAAUGUUGAUCCAUUAUCGAUGAACGAGCAACUUCAGGAUAAUGAUGCAGUUGGAGGUGAUCGGAAAUUGAUUAGUAAUGUUGAUCCAUUAUCGAUGAACGAGCAACUUCAGGAUAAUGAUACGUUUGUUGUUGAUUAUGAGAAGAAAUUGGUGUCUAUCAAGAGUAAUGGAUCCACUCACCCACUCGGAGAAACCAUUGUUUAUGUGGCGCAAUACACCAUGACUGAAGCGAACGUGGCUGCGUUUUCUUCUGAGGAGGAUUCGCAAGUUAUUCCUCACGCUCAGGAUGAUGGAGAAGAUUGCUGUCGUACGCCUGGUCCAUCUGUUUCUGUUACACAGCAAAUUGUCUCAUCUGCAACGGGUGCUAUUGUGACCUCUCUUUUGAUGACGCCUAUGGAUGUGGUUAAAAUUCGACUGCAGCAGCAACGUCAUCCAUUCCCUAAAGGGCAUUGUUUUUACUACUAUAAUGGUCUCAUGGAACACCUCUGCACUUCUUGUGAACAACGUCUACCAUGCGCAUGGUAUCAACGACCUGGCAAUUUUUCUGGAACCCUUGAUGCUUUUGUCAAAAUCACGCGGAACGAGGGCUUGCGCUCCUUGUGGAGCGGGCUAUCUCCCACACUGGUCAUGGCUGUACCUGCAACCGUGUUUUAUUACUCUCUAUAUGACAGGCUGCUGACACGUUUUCAGAACACAUUGCGCUUUCGUCGAAAGUUGACGCCGAAAAGGGUAUGUCCGCCAGACUGGACAGCAGCGAUGUUCGCAGGAGCACUAGCGAGGACGACUGCUGCAACAAUUGUCAGUCCUCUAGAAAUGAUUCGCACAAAAAUGCAAAGCGAACAGUUGAACUAUCGAGAUAUUGGACAAGCUUUACGCGUUACCGUAUCUACUCGUGGUAUUUCGGCUGUUUACUGGGCAGCAUAUGAUACUCUUAAAAGGCGAACUAUGGCGUGGAAGAGCAUGCGAGAACCAACUUUCACUAUGUCUUUCGCCUGCGGAGCUACGGCUGGGUCGUUUGCUGCAGUACUUACCACUCCAUUCGAUGUGAUGAAGACUCAUCUUCAAAUCAAACUUGGUGACGAGAAAGUUGUUCGACGUACUCCUCUUACUGUUAUUGUGCGAGAAAUUGUGAAUCAUGGUGGUGGCGUGACCGCGCUUUUCGCUGGAGUGGUACCGCGAGUGGCAAAGAUUGCUCCAGCAUGUGCGAUAAUGAUUGGCUCAUACGAAUAUUUUAAAAUGUCAACGUUUGCAAGCAUCAGCAAGAAACUGGCAAGUCAGAGGCCUCACAGAGAACGCUCCCAACCAAAAGUUCGCGCUCAUCUGGGCUUAUUAGAGAAGAAAGCCGAUUAUAAAGCUCGGGCAAAAGAUUAUCAGGAAAAGCGAGAUACUUUGAAGAAAUUGAGGAAGUACGCCUUGGACAAGAAUGAGGAUGAAUAUCAUCACCAUAUGAUUAAUAGUGAGGUUAAGCUUGACGGUCGACAUUUCGAUAAGAAGACAAAGAAACAGGAGGAGGAUUCUGAGGUGCAGAAAAAGUUGAACGAUGUGAAAGAUCUGGAAUACGUGAAAUACAAACUCUAUGCGGAAAACAAGAAGAUAGAUGAGUUGAAAUCAGAGCUUCACUUCGCUGAUCCAAGUUGUGGACUUGGAGCGAGUAAGCACACAAUCUUUGUCGACGAUGAUGAGGAAGCUAAAUCUUUCGAUCCUAUUGAAUACUUUGGUACUGACGAGUCCGUGAUCUCGAGAAAAUACAACCGUUUACGGAAGGACGACCUCGCAAAAAAGAAUGUCAUCGGCGCGCAAAGUAAAGACGACGUAAAGAAAGCUGAUCGACUUAGACGUGCCCGUUACUCUGAAUUGAUGAAGCGACAACAGAGAGUGAAAGAGUUGGAAGUCGUGGUUGCAAAAUUGGAGCUCAAAAAGGUAGUUGGAUCA
Messenger RNA from Ostertagia ostertagi, 5232 nucleotides. The record is from the annotation of a GenBank genome assembly. NCBI's taxonomy places the organism in Eukaryota, Metazoa, Nematoda, Chromadorea, Rhabditida, Trichostrongylidae.